AUACUUUAUAUAAUAGGAUCAAAUCAUGUCUCUCGUUUGCGUUGCCGAUUUUGAGCAAAAGGCCAAGGAGCAGCUGGACCAAAAUGUUCUGGAUUAUUAUAAGAGUGGCGCUGGGGAGCAGAUAACGUGCGGUCUGAACCAUGAGGCGUACAAGAGAUUACGCUUGCGUCCGCGCUGUUUGCGCGAUGUUUCCCGGCUGGACAUCCGCAGCAAGAUUUUGGGUGCGCAGCUCGCUUGGCCCCUGGGCAUUGCGCCCACAGCAAUGCAGCGGCUGGCGCAUUCAGAUGGAGAAAUCGGCACCGCACGCGCCGCUGGUCAGGCUGGCUCCAUCUUCAUUCUGAGCACCUUGUCCACCUGCUCCAUUGAGGAGGUGGCAGAAGCUGCGCCAGAGACUUGCAAAUGGUUUCAGAUCUACAUCUACAGGAAUCGCUCCCUCACCGAGCAGCUGAUAAGGCGCGCCGAGCUGGCGGGCUUCAAGGCGCUCGUCCUGACCGUGGACAUGCCCACCAGUGGCGAUCGUCGCGCGGAUGCACGCAAUCAAUUCAGAUUUCCGUCGCACUUGAGUUUGGCCAAUUUCCAGGAUGAGUUCACACAGAAAUCCGUGAAGUACGCUGGCUCUGGGCUGAAUGCGUACGUGACCAGCCAGUACGAUGCGAGCAUCACGUGGCAGGAUAUCAAGUGGCUGCAGCAGCUCACCCAGCUGCCCAUCGUGCUGAAGGGCAUCCUGACCGCAGAGGAUGCCCGAUUGGCCCGUGAUGCGGGCUGUGCCGGCAUCAUUGUCUCCAAUCAUGGCGGACGACAGCUGGACACUGUGCCGGCCACAAUCGAGGCGCUGCCCGAGAUUGUCGCCGCUGUGGGCAAGGAUUUGGUGGUCAUGCUCGAUGGCGGCAUUAUGCAGGGCAUCGAUAUAUUCAAGGCCCUGGCCCUGGGCGCCCAGGCCGUGUUCAUUGGCCGGCCCGCUCUGUGGGGCCUGGCGGUCAACGGGCAGCGUGGCGUCGAACAGCUCCUGAAGAUCCUGCGACACGACUUUGAGACCACAAUGAAGCUAACCGGCUGCGCCUCACUGAGCCACAUACAGCCCUCAAUGGUGGUGCAUGAAUCCAGCUAUUGGCAACCCGGACGAUUUAAAUAGAUUUU
Molecule: messenger RNA, 1137 nt
Organism: Drosophila navojoa
Lineage: Eukaryota; Metazoa; Arthropoda; Insecta; Diptera; Drosophilidae
Biological process (GO): fatty acid alpha-oxidation
Cellular component (GO): peroxisomal matrix
Molecular function (GO): (S)-2-hydroxy-acid oxidase activity; FMN binding
Source: RefSeq, a predicted model, not a curated record